CCCAGUUUCCGUCUGCUUGUGGCUCUCUCCUCUCCUCUUCUCUGAAACAAGAAGACCUGAGAAGAGAGUUGAGAGUUGCUGUAGUAUGGGAUCUGGCACUACACUUCCCCAAUGGACGUCAGAGCCUUGUAUCAUGGGCAUUGAUGAAGCCGGUCGAGGCCCUGUUUUAGGGCCAAUGGUAUAUGGAUGCUUAUACUGUGCUCGCUCAUACGAGAAGACUCUCUCCUCUUUGAACUUUGCAGAUUCAAAGACAUUAAAAGAAGAGAAGAGGGAGGAAUCAUUUGAGAAUCUAAAGACUGAUGAAUCAAUUGGCUGGGCUGUUGAUAUCAUAGAUCCGAGAGAGCUUUCAGCUAAAAUGCUAAAGAAGAUUAAGAUAAACCUUAAUGAAAUAUCACAUGACUCUGCAAUUGGCCUUGUCACUAAGGUACUUAACAUGGGGGUUCUUCUUGCUGAGGUUUACGUGGAUACAGUGGGAGAUACUGAAAAGUAUAGGAGUAAACUGUCUGAAAGAUUUCCUUGUAUCAAUUUUGUGGUUGCAAAGAAGGCUGAUAGUCUUUACCCAGUUGUUAGUGGAGCAAGCAUAGCUGCAAAAGUCACAAGGGACAGAGCCUUACGGGAGUGGGUUUUUGAUGAAACAGCUGGAGCUCUGCACAAGAACUUUGGUUCUGGAUAUCCUGGAGAUCCCGUUACCACGGCCUGGUUGCAAAAUCACAAACACUCGGUAUUUGGAUUCCCAUCAUUGGUGCGUUUCAGCUGGGGCACAUGUACUCCAUAUUUCAAAGACAUUGCUGAAGUCUUAUGGGAAUCAGUGGAUGACGAUGGUUCUAGCAAUUCUAACGGAAAGCGGCAACUGAAAUUAAGUAAUUUUGGUGUCACAACAUCAAAGAAAAAGAUUGAAGAAAUAGAAUCCAGUGGUAAAGGACGCUGCAAAUUUUUCUUCGCUCGUAAGUUUGAGCAAGUCACUCAUUUCUAAGUAACGGUGCAGGAGAGAUGCCUGGCUGGAUACUAGCAAAGUGGGAACUGCAAUGUGGUUCUUGUGGUGUUGCCUAGCACCAUGGUGUUUGUCGUUACUUCCACUCUCACGAGAACUCGUCAAUCUGCCCCAUUUGAAGUUCCAUAACUGAAGCCAAGUUCUGUUGUGUAUUAUUCUGGAUUUACUAAACAACAUCAUUGCUGCAACGUCCAUUUGCAGUUUUAUAUUUCAAUGUGGUGAUGGAUACAAGCUUUUUAAUGCCC
Messenger RNA from Fragaria vesca subsp. vesca, 1236 nucleotides. Its product is annotated as ribonuclease H2 subunit A-like. The record is from RefSeq and is a predicted model, not a curated record. Lineage: Eukaryota; Viridiplantae; Streptophyta; Magnoliopsida; Rosales; Rosaceae. Gene Ontology annotation, biological process: DNA replication, removal of RNA primer; mismatch repair. Gene Ontology annotation, molecular function: RNA-DNA hybrid ribonuclease activity; RNA binding. Bases 86 to 973 code for a protein of 295 amino acids. Gene Ontology annotation, cellular component: ribonuclease H2 complex. The transcript has 2 exons.